Messenger RNA from Bufo gargarizans (Asiatic toad), 655 nucleotides. RefSeq names its product Thy-1 cell surface antigen (gene THY1). The record is from RefSeq and is a predicted model, not a curated record. The transcript is spliced from 4 exons. Bases 147 to 638 code for a protein of 163 amino acids. Lineage: Eukaryota; Metazoa; Chordata; Amphibia; Anura; Bufonidae.
GAACCUGCGAACAGACUCAGGGAAGAAGGUAAAGCAUCCUUAUAGCCAACCCCAGCACAUAUGCAUGCACUGCAUUGUAUGGAAUAGGACACACAGAAGGACUAUGCACAGACGUUCACAUCACAGUGUGCCAAUAAAGAAGAGACAUGAAUUAUCUACUGCUAAUGGUGACAACAGUUGCUAUACUGCAGACAUGCAGUGCACAGAAAAUCAUAAGGUUCACAGCCUGCUUGAUGGGUCGUGGUCCAACGCUACGGUUAGACUGCCGAUAUGUCAACAUUACCAACAAUCCUAUGCGCUAUGAAUUCAGGGUGACACGUAGAAAAGAUCCUGAGAUCAUCCUCAGCACCAUCAAUCUUAACCAUUUCAACGAAAAAUAUCACAACCGCGCUAGUGUGUAUACAGAACGAGGCCUGGUUCAGCUGCACAUUCAGCGGUACAACUCCUCCGACUUAGGCCAGUAUACAUGCACUCUAAACAUUCCUGAAGACCUCACCAUCAACCAAACAGUAUCCAUCAACGUCAGCAAAGAGAGGCUGUUGAGAUGUGGUGCAGUCAGUAUCCUCGCCCUGAAUACAUCAUGGUCUCUCGUCUUGUUUCUCUUCCUGCCUUUACUUCAAGCUGGUGGCUUCUUCUAAAUACUGGCCAAUAUUUA